UCUCACGCAACAACUGCUGUUGAUAGCUAAAUAGUUUUAUAUUUGAAUAAUAUAUAACGUGUACCUUUAUAUAUUAUGUCAACAAACACUUAUGAUUCAUACUAUAUGUUCCCUAGUCAUAAAAAAAAAAAAACAAACCGUGAAACUAGAGUCUAGGGCGCAAGUCUCUGCUGAACCUUCUCCAGGUGGAGGAGGUCUUGGGCGUCGUGGAAGUCACGCAAAGCUUACAAAAGGUUUGGGGAACCCAGUAUUACAUCCGCGUCCAAUCAGUCAGUCUACAAAAUGAAUUUCCCCACUAUAGUCAUCAUAGUGUGCCUCCAAGAAUUUCUGUUUCUUUCAAGUAUUGCUAUAACUAGUUCACAAAGAACAAAUGCUCGACAAGGAGUCACUAGGAUGUCACCAACUGUUACGAUUCCUGGACAAGGAACAAUUAUUGGAAAAGAAAUUCUUUUCGCAAGACCGCAAAAAGUAACAGCAUAUCUUGGAAUUCCUUAUGCUCUUCCUCCAGUAGGACCAAGACGAUUUGCUCCACCAGUAACAGAUCCCUUAGAGUCAUGGGAGGACCAGAAAAAUGCUACCAAAUUUGCUCCUUCUUGUUUACAAGCCGUUGGAAUGAUAAAGUAUCAUGAGAAACUAUACAGAAAUCUUCUUCCAAGAAAUAUGGAAGAUCCUGGAGUAGAUGAAGACUGCCUUUACCUAAAUAUAUUUAUACCUGAUGCUGUAGAACAAUCACCAAAGGAGGGCUGGCCUGUUAUGGUUUGGUUCCAUGGUGGAGACUUUAACACCGGUACUCCAGCUAUUUGGGACGCCACUACUUUUGUUAAUAAGAAAGAGAUUCUAGUCGUCACGGUAGCAUAUCGCCUGAAUAUCUUUGGAUUUUUUACAACAGCUGAUGCAGAAGCGCCAGGAAAUUAUGGAAUGCUUGACCAAGUUGCGGCUUUGGAUUGGAUUCAAAAGAACAUCGAGCUUUUUGGUGGAUCUCCAAGUAAUGUAGUGAUUGCUGGACAUAAUGCUGGAGCAAUUAGUGUAGGAUUACACAUCGUAAGUCCACUAAGCAAAGGGAAGUUUGCCAAAGCCAUGGCCAUGAGUGGAGAUCCUAUAGAAACAGUGAGAACACCUGAAAUGGAGUUGACUGUGUUGAAAGAAAUUGCUAGUAUCUUUGAUCACUGCAAUUUUAAACCUACAUCAGCAUUUAUAGAAUGUCUUCGAAGUGUACCUGCUCAUAUUUUACUUAACCGGACAGCACACAUUGAAUCUUGGGGUCCAAUCGUCGAUCUCGACACCAAUAAUUCAUCAGCUCCAUUCCUACCGAAGCAUCCACGAUUUAUUUUAGAAGACGAAGACUUUAAUGCCGUGCCUCUGAUGACUGGAUAUACCAGCCACGAACUAUCUUUAGCUUAUAUAGAAGAAAAUUCUAAUGAUGAUGGAACAUUAACAAUAGAUAAAUUUGAAAGUAAAAUCACAGAUGAAAUUUUGGCUUCUAUCAAUAUUCCCUUUGAUAAUACUAGCAACUGUGAGCCUAAGCCUAAUAUGGUUGCUGAAGCAGUGUUAUUUUUUUACAGACCUUAUCCACCAUCAGAUGAUCCAAUGCUUUUAAGAAAUAAAUAUUUAGCUUUACAAACAGAAAAAAACUAUGCAUCAAGUAUAAUUUUUUUUGCUUCUAAAGUCUCCAAGAAAGCAAAAGUAUUUGUUUAUCGGUUUGAUUAUAGAUCUACUACUCCAUAUGUAGUUAAAGAUGUUCCAGAGUGGGCGGGUGUUCCUCACAUGUUUGAGCUUCCUUUUGUCUGGGGUUUGCCAAAUAUGCUUGGUAGUAAAAUGGGUUGGAGUGUCAGUGAUAGAAAUCUUGCUGAUGCUAUGAUGACAAUGAUUGAAAGUUUUAUUAGAACUGGGCAUCCAUCGUUGAAUAGUAUAAAAUGGGAUCCAUUUACUGAAAAAUUACCAGGUCUUCUUACUAUUAAUAGAACAUUCAGUAACAGCGAUGUUAAUGCUAUUGAUCAUAGAAUGCUCGCAUUCUGGAAUGAUUAUUAUCCACGUCUAAUCGUAGAAUCUCUGGAUAAUUGUUGUAAUAGUACAAGUGCCGCUGUGACAUAUCUAAAUAUAAAUUGGAAACUGUCUAUUACUUCUAAUGUGAUUGUUAUAGCAAUAAUAAAUUUAUUUCAUGUCUAAAAAUGAUUAUGUAGAUUAAUUUAAUUGAAUAAAAAAUAAAGAAAUUUAAUUUUUUCAAGAUAUGCUAAAUAUUAAUUGUCAAACUAUUGCAAGUUGUGUAAUUAUUGUUGAUGUAGAAUUAAACUUAUGAUGGUUAAACUAUUUAAUCUUAA
Messenger RNA from Chelonus insularis, 2318 nucleotides. RefSeq names its product carboxylesterase 5A. Gene Ontology annotation, molecular function: neurexin family protein binding; signaling receptor activity. The record is from RefSeq and is a predicted model, not a curated record. NCBI's taxonomy places the organism in Eukaryota, Metazoa, Arthropoda, Insecta, Hymenoptera, Braconidae. The transcript has 4 exons. The coding region runs from base 283 to 2166 and encodes 627 amino acids. Gene Ontology annotation, biological process: synaptic vesicle endocytosis; chemical synaptic transmission; modulation of chemical synaptic transmission. Gene Ontology annotation, cellular component: postsynaptic membrane; cell surface; synapse.